AUGCUGCACAUUCGCAGAGUGUCGGGUGAAGGACUCGUAGCUUUGGAUUUGGCGAGCUUUCACGAAACGCUUCCCGUCGGCGUGUCUCCAGUUCGCGCACUGAAGCAGUACUUGCACAGCAUGUGCGGCCUGCCAAGGUUCAGGCAGAGGAUUGCCUUUGUGGGUGAUGAUGUGGUUCUGGAUGACAAAGACACGUUGAGACCCGGCGAAGUUCAGGUUGUACUUCUAGGCUUCUGCCAAACAUCUGAAGCUCAAGUGGAAGCGCUUCUGGAUGCUGCGGGCAGCGGCCGAGCAGCAGCAGUGGAGAGUAUUCUACAAAGGCCGCAAGAUCCAGAUGUAGAACGAGAGGCUGACACCACCGACGCCGACGACGAGGAUGCUGAUCAUCAUGCAGAGGCUGAGGUUCCAGGGGGCCUCAACUUCAACGUGGACGACGAUGAGCUCCCGACUGCAGCGGCUCUUGCCGAGGCAGCACAGCUGGGGUGCCAAGAGCCAGCGAAUGAUCCUGCAGCCGCUGCUGUGGAUGAGGAUCAUGCCAUUCCUUCUGAAACGGCCGAUCGUGCCCCUGGAGCCGAGGGAGGCGGGAGACGCCUGGGACCACACGGCUUUGUCCUCCCUGAGCUGGCCCCAGGAGCUUUGAUCCGAGAAAGGAGGCCAGCAGAUGAUCCUGUAGACAUGGCAAGAAAUCAGAGGCAGAGGGUUGAGUGA
Messenger RNA from Symbiodinium sp. CCMP2592, 708 nucleotides. Lineage: Eukaryota; Dinophyceae; Suessiales; Symbiodiniaceae. The record is from the annotation of a GenBank genome assembly.